UCACUUGUCAGUGAGGAGUGGUUGUCACAGAUGAUGGCUUUUGUGAAAUAUCAGACAUCAACGACUAGAAAAAAAAUUGCCAAGGAUGAAGAAAAUGAUGCGCUUAAUGAAGUCAAAGACGCGAAUCGCCAGAAAACGCAACAUACAAGUCAAUGUAGUUGGAAUGUACUGCCUGUUGACAAGAAUAUAUCACGCUGUCACAAAUGUGGUCAGACGUUUAAAAGAAAGAUUUAUUUAGAAAUUCACAUGAAGAGUCACAAAACAGCGGGUGUGCAUCCGUGUAUCAAAUGUCCACAAAUUUUUAAAGCGGAGUUAGCGCUAGAUUACCACUGGGAAGCCGAACACGGAGGAUGUGUUCGCGAGGUCGUUAAAUGUCAGCAUUGCGGUCUGGCGUUCAAUGAUCAAGCUCUUUGUGAGGAGCAUGAGGGUAGACACGUGUGUACGUGUAAGAACAAACACAGCGAUUGGAAAUACGACAUAGAGGUCGAGAAAACAUUGAGGCCGCUCUUGAAGAGUCGUCAAAGUCCGGACAGGAAAAGGAAUCAAAGUCCUGAUGGAACGAAAACAAGUCCAGUUUGGCGAUUCCGAUGCGAUGUCUGUGGGGAUAUGUUUAAAGAGCUUGGGCGAUUGGAGACUCAUAUGCAACAACAUAGCUCGUUCCCGUGCACGCAGUGUCCGAAGUUGUUCACUAACAAAAUAUCACUGAAAAUCCACUGCAAGAGCUGCCAUGUGAAAACAGUGCAAUGUAAGUGCUGUGGACAGACGCUACCACAAUCACAUAACCGCCGAAAGAGUGCAUGUAUUUCUUGUGAGUCAAAUUCUUUUAGGUUUACAAAAAAGCGUGCAAAGCAGCGGAACACCGAUGACAGACCUAGACAGAGGAACGAAUUCUCUAUGAAUAACGAGAAAUCAUCUUUUUAUCAGGGGAUGUUUACAUAG
Molecule: messenger RNA, 939 nt
Organism: Saccoglossus kowalevskii
Lineage: Eukaryota; Metazoa; Hemichordata; Enteropneusta; Harrimaniidae
Biological process (GO): regulation of gene expression
Cellular component (GO): nucleus
Source: RefSeq, a predicted model, not a curated record